Molecule: messenger RNA, 8991 nt
Organism: Trichomycterus rosablanca
Lineage: Eukaryota; Metazoa; Chordata; Actinopteri; Siluriformes; Trichomycteridae
Gene: kif1b
Product: kinesin family member 1B
Exons: 49
Coding region: 281-5719 (1812 amino acids)
Biological process (GO): microtubule-based movement
Molecular function (GO): microtubule binding; microtubule motor activity; ATP binding
Source: RefSeq, a predicted model, not a curated record
GCGAGAGAUCUAUCCUCACUGGCAUCUAUUUAGAGUAGAAAAGAAAACCAGUUCAAGCUAAAAUACGUUUUAUUUACAAGCGGAGGAGGAUGGAUCGCUGCUACCAUGGAUGUACAUAGUGUAACCCAGCGUUUAAGUGUCGGUUUACUCUGAUUAUUGGUGCUUGGCGUUGCUGGACGUCAAUCUAGAUUCCGCAUCUUGCUUGAUAUUUUUUUCCUGCUGAUUUCAACUUGCACAGGGUUCAUUUCAGUGUUGGCUAGUUUUGACAACAGCUCCAACAAUGUCUGGGGCCUCAGUAAAAGUUGCCGUAAGGGUUCGUCCUUUCAACUCAAGGGAGACCAGCAAAGAAUCCAAAUGCAUUAUUCAGAUGCAAGGCAACUCCACCACUAUAUUGAAUCCCAAAAAUCCCAAAGAAGCGCCAAAGUCGUUCAGCUUUGACUACUCUUACUGGUCACACACCACGCCGGAAGACUCGUGCUUCGCUUCGCAGAGUCAAGUGUACAAUGACAUUGGGAAGGAGAUGCUGCAGCAUGCCUUUGAAGGCUACAACGUUUGCAUAUUUGCUUACGGCCAGACUGGAGCUGGCAAAUCGUACACGAUGAUGGGAAAACAGGAGGAGGGACAGGAAGGCAUCAUUCCUCAGCUCUGUGAAGAACUCUUUGAAAAAAUCAAUGACAACAACAAUGACGAAGUCUCAUAUUCGGUGGAGGUGGCUUACAUGGAGAUUUACUGUGAGCGAGUGAGGGACCUGCUAAACCCCAAAAACAAAGGGAACCUACGUGUGAGGGAGCAUCCACUGCUCGGGCCGUACGUUGAAGACCUGUCCAAAUUAGCUGUCACCUCAUAUAGUGACAUCGCAGACCUAAUGGAUGCUGGUAACAAAGCCAGGACCGUGGCCGCUACCAACAUGAACGAGACCAGCAGUCGUUCGCACGCCGUUUUCACCAUCGUCUUUACACAGAGAAAGCACGACAGUGAGACAGACCUAUCCACAGAAAAGGUCAGCAAAAUCAGCCUGGUGGAUCUGGCUGGCAGUGAACGUGCUGACUCGACUGGAGCCAAAGGCACACGGCUGAAGGAGGGUGCAAACAUUAACAAAUCUCUGACGACCCUGGGGAAGGUGAUCUCUGCUCUGGCUGAAGUGAGUAACUGUACCAGCAAGAGCAAGAAGAAAAAGAAGACAGACUUCAUUCCUUACAGAGACUCUGUCCUAACAUGGCUUCUGAGAGAGAAUUUGGGUGGGAACUCGAGGACGGCUAUGGUAGCUGCUUUGAGCCCUGCUGACAUUAACUAUGAUGAAACUCUCAGUACCCUGAGAUACGCUGACCGAGCCAAGCAGAUCAAGUGCAAUGCCGUGAUCAACGAGGACCCCAAUGCCAAGCUGGUGCGUGAGCUGAAGGAUGAGGUCACACGUCUGAAGGAUCUUCUCAGGGCCCAGGGACUAGGAGACAUCCUAGACAUCGAUCCAAUGGGGGAUGAUUACCCUGGAAGUGAAAUCAAAUACCUUAAAGAUAUACAUAAUAAUCAGCAUAGAUUGCUUGCAUCAGAGAAUCAGCGACCUGGCCAUCUCUUCACAGCACCCAUGGGCUCUCUGAUGGCCUCUGCGUCGUCCGGCUCCCUGUGCAGCCCGACAGGAUUGCAGUCCGUCUGCAGCAUCCAGGAGCGCAUCAUGUCUACCCCUGGGGGAGAGGAGGCCAUCGAAAGACUUAAGGAAUCAGAGAAGAUCAUAGCAGAGCUAAACGAGACAUGGGAGGAGAAGCUGAGAAAGACGGAAGCAAUCCGAAUGGAGAGAGAGGCUUUGCUGGCAGAGAUGGGUGUUGCAAUCCGAGAAGAUGGUGGAACCCUUGGUGUCUUCUCUCCCAAAAAGACGCCUCACUUGGUUAACCUGAAUGAAGAUCCUCUAAUGUCAGAAUGUCUGCUCUACUACAUUAAAGACGGAGUCACAAGGGUGGGUCAGGCUGAUGCAGAAAGGAGGCAAGACAUUGUUCUCAGUGGAGCGCACAUCCGAGAAGAACACUGCAUCUUCCGCAGUGAGAGGAACGCCAAUGGUGAUGUGAUUGUUUUACUCGUGCCAUGUGAUGGAUCAGAGACUUAUGUGAACGGCAAGCGUGUGAAUAAUGCAGUGCAGCUGCGGUCAGGUAACCGCAUUAUCAUGGGGAAGAACCACGUAUUCCGCUUUAACCACCCCGAGCAGGCGCGUGCUGAGCGGGAAAAGACGCCUUCAGCCGAGACCCCUGUUGAACCCGUGGACUGGACGUUUGCUCAGAGAGAGCUGCUGGAGAAGCAGGGAAUCGACAUGAAGCAGGAGAUGGAGAAAAGGCUUACUGAGAUGGAAAUCCUGUAUAAAAAAGAGAAGGAGGAAGCAGAUCAACUGCUUGAGCAACAGAGACUGGUGUAUGAGACCAAGCUUCGGGAACUCCAGAAACAAGUGGAUACCCGCCCGCUGAUGCCAGAAACUCCUGAUGAGGAAGAGGAGGAGGAAGAGGAGGAAGAUGAAGUACCAUGGACACAACAUGAAUAUGAACUUGCUCAGUGGGCCUUUAGGAAGUGGAGGUACCACCAGUUCACCUCAUUACGAGACCAGCUGUGGGGCAAUGCAGUGUACCUGAAAGAGGCAAAUGCCAUCAGUGUGGAGCUCAAGAAGAAGGUCCAGUUCCAGUUUGUACUGUUGACUGAUACAUUGUACUCCCCACUUCCCCCGGAGCUACUGCCUUUCGAGCCGGAGAAAGAGCGAGAUGCCAGUCCUUUCCCUCGUACCGUGGUGGCUGUGGAGGUGCAGGAUCUGAAGAAUGGAGCCACUCACUACUGGUCUCUAGAGAAGCUCAAGCAGAGGCUGGAGCAGAUGCGGGAGAUGUAUGACCGUGCAGGAGAAAUGGCCUCCACCAAUCAGGAGGACGGGGAGGGGCCCCUGACUGGCAGUGACCCCUUCUAUGAUCGAUUUCACUGGUUCAAGCUUGUUGGGAGCUUCCAUGGCUGCGUGAACGAGCACCUGGCUGACCGCACGCCCUCGCCCACGUUCUCUACGGCUGACUCGGACAUCACUGAGCUGGCUGACGAAAGGCAAAGCGAGAUGGAAGACUUCAUGGAUGACGAGGCCUUUGUGGAUGACACCAGCUCAGAUGCGGGAACAGAAGAGGGUUCAGAUAUCUUCAGUGAUGGCCACGACCCUUUCUACGACCGCUCACCUUGGUUUACUCUCGUGGGCAGAGCCUUUGUGUACUUGAGUAACCUGCUAUACUCUGUGCCCUUGGUACACCGUGUGGCUGUAGUGACAGAGAAGGGUGAGGUCCGCGGUUUCCUGCGUGUUGGGGUCCAGGCCAUUGCAGCUGAUGAGGAGGCACCUGAUUAUGGCUCUGGUGUGCGUCAGUCUGGCACUGCUAAAAUCUCGUUUGAUGAUGAGUAUUUUGAAAAGGCUGAUUUCUCCUCCAUGGCACUGACACGUUCUGGCCUGUCUAUGGAAGAGCUACGUAUUGUAGAAGGCCAGGGUCAAAGUUCAGAGAUCAUAACACCCUUGGAGGAGAUGAACAGAAUAAAUGACAUGGAUCUGAAGCUGGAUGAUGUUGAUGCUAAACUGGCACGAUCAGAGGGCGUGAUUGGUCAGCUGGAGGUCGGCAGUGUCUUUACGUUCCGUGUCACUGUGCUCCAGGCCGCCGGCAUCCCGCCGGAGUACGCCGACAUCUUUUGCCAGUUCAAUUUCCUCCAUCGUCAUGAUGAAGCUUUCAGCACAGAGCCACUAAAGAACACGGGCAAAGGUUCCCCGCUCGGCUUCUACCAUGUACAGAAUAUUUCUGUGGAGGUCACAGAUUCCUUUAUCGAGUAUAUUAAAAGCAAGCCUAUUGUGUUUGAAGUGUUCGGGCACUACCAGCUGAACCGCCAUGACCAGGAUGCCAUCAGCCCUUCAGAGCCUUCUAGGAAAUACUACCCUCCACCCAUGCCUCUGUCCAAACCAGUGCCAGCCACCAAGCUGAACACCAUCAGCAAAUCAAACCUGGGUCAGUGUGUGAGCAAGUACGACCUGCUGGCCUGGUUUGAAAUCAGUGAGCUGGAACCCACUGGAGAGUAUAUUCCAGCAAUAGUAGACCAUUCUGAAGGCUUGCCCUGCCAUGGUACCUACCUACUGCACCAGGGUAUCCAGCGUAGGAUCACAGUGACGCUGAACCAUGAGAAGGGCAGUGAGCUUCACUGGAAGGACGUCAGGGAGCUGGUGGUUGGUCGGAUCAGGAACAAAGCUGAGGUGGACGAGACGGCGGCAGACGCGGUGCUCUCUCUGAACAUCAUCUCAGCCAAAAACAUGAAAUCCUCACAUAACUUCAACAGGACAUUCUACCGGUUUGAAGCCGUGUGGGACAGCUCACUGCACAACUCUCUACUGCUAAACCGAGUCACUCCAUGUGGAGAGAAGAUUUAUAUGACUCUGUCUGCAUACCUGGAGCUUGACCACUGCAUCCAGCCUGCCAUCAUCACCAAAGAUAUUUGCAUGGUGUUCUACUCCAGAGACGCUAAGAUUUCACCACCACGCUCUCUGAGGAACCUUUUCGGCAGCGGUUACUCAAAAACUCCUGACUGUAACAGAGUGACUGGGAUUUAUGAGCUCAGCUUGUGCAAGAUGGCAUACACUGGAAGCCCAGGUAUGCAGAGGCGAAGGAGGAAAGUUCUGGAUACAUCAGUGGCUUAUGUACGUGGAGAGGAGAACCUGGCUGGAUGGAGGCCCAGAGGAGACAGUCUGAUCCUGGAACACCAGUGGGAACUGGAGAAACUCGAGCAGCUGCAUGAGGUGGAGAAGACCCGUCACCUCCUGCUGCUGCGGGAGCGGUUGGGCGAGACAGUUCCUCAGAAAUCUUUGAGCGACUCUCUGUCUCCGAGUUUAAGCAGCGGGACCCUGAGCAACUCCACCAGCAUCUCCUCCCAGAUCUCCUCCACCACUUUUGAGAGUGCCAUCACACCCAGUGAGAGCAGUGGAUAUGACUCAGCUGACAUCGAGAGCCUGGUGGACCGUGAAAAAGAGCUGGCAACCAAGUGUCUCAGACUCUUAACUCACACCUUCAACAGUGACUAUAACCAGAUGGUCAACAGCAUCAGCGACUGCAAACUGUCUGAUAUAUCACCCUUGGGUCGUGAUCCAUCAGUCUCUAGCCUGAGCAGUGCCACACUCACCCCAUCGUCCACCUGCCCCUCACUGGCAGACUCCCGCUGUAGCUUAGUGGAUCAAAAGACUCCUGAGGCUAAUUCUCGUGCUACUAGCCCCUCAUGCUCUGAUUAUGAGAACUUCUCUAUGAUGCCCAGCCUAGAGACGUCCUACCUGGCUCGCGCUGGCAAGAAUGAGUUCCUGAACCUGGUGCCAGAUAUUGAAGAGAUGAGGCCUGGCUCUGUGGUGUCCAAGAAGGGAUACCUGAGCUUCAUGGAGCCCCGCUCAAACUCCUGGGUGAAGAACUUUGUGGUGGUGCGUCGUCCAUACGUCUUCAUUUACAACAGUGACAAGGACCCCGUGGAGAGGGGCGUCUUGAACCUGUCCACUGCUCGGGUGGAGUACAGUGAGGAUCAGCAAGCCAUGCUCAGGACUCCCAACACAUUUGCUGUGUGCACCAAACACAGAGGGAUUCUGCUCCAGGCUAACAAUGAUAAAGACUUGAACGAUUGGCUGUACGCCUUUAACCCGCUGCUAGCAGGAACAAUAAGGUCGAAACUGGCAAGAAGACGCUCUGCUCUGUUGAAGAACUGAACACGUUUAUCUGCGCACAGAGAUACUGCUCUGUUUCUUCUCUCUAGCCUUUAAACAUACCAAGUGUUGACUUUUCUUAAACUUUGUGAUUCUUGAUGGUUUUCUCUGUAUGUAGACCUGUGGCUUUAGUUUUCGCUCAAGCAAAUGAUCUCUUGAGUUCCUCAACUCCACUCUUCCUCUACCCCCUCUCUCUCUUUCUCUCCUAACCCUUUGCUGUUUUGUUAAUUUAGCUCUGUUCCUUUUUUGUUCUUUGUCAUAGCUGAACCUUCUAGUAGCAUGUUGUAAUAGUCUGUUUGUGUGUGUGCACGAUUCCUCAGAACAGUUUCUCUCCUCUCUUGAGUUUAAACUCGUCUGUAACGAUCGUCUUAAUCAGUGUUAUCUGUUGAGUCAGGUCCAGUUUCUCCCGCAUGGCCAGAGCAGCAAUCCUCAGGAUAAGACCAGUUUGCUUACAAAGCCUCACAAAGUACAUUAUAUAUACAAAAUAAACUAUAUUGUAUCUGAAAAUACAUCAUUCUCUGCUAGGAAAAAUAGCUCAGUAGUUUUUACUCCAGCAAUCACAUGAUUUAAGGAAUUAAAAAGGACCAAGGGUUUUGCUGAAUGUAUAAUAUUUCUCAAUGAGUUAUUAUGGGACCAGUCAUUCCUUAUUAUGAGUAUUACUGUGGUACUGGAUGAAGAAUUAGGACAGAUUGAUUAAGAUAGCAAAUGAUUUUUAUGAAACUUUAUCCUAGUACUCACUCGGUUACUCAUAGGUUCAUAUUAGGUGGUGCUACAGAAAAAAAAGGCAUUUUUUGGCAUGAAUCGAAUCAGUGUAUUAAUGUAGCACUAAAGGCGGAUGAAUUAAGCAUGAACAAUACUUUUCAGAUUUAAGGAGCAUUUCAGCAGCUCUGAAUGAUUCAGAAAAAAAAUAUUUUAAAUAAACAUUAGAUUACAUUCACCAGAUACAACAAAAUAAUAAAUGAAAUGAAGGUGGUGAUAUAAUUUUCAGAAUUCCUGUGCUUCUUGCUAGUCAGUACAGAACAAGAGACAUUCCUUGUACUGUUGUCAAUGUAAUGUUUUACUUAAUUGCCAGGACUUGAUAGUUGCAGGCUGAUUUUGGAGCUUAGUUAAAUAAUGAUUUACAUUGUUUAGUGAUCUAUCAUGGCCUGAACAUCCCUAAAUACAGUGUUGAAGCAGGAAGGUCUUUCGCUUAUCUCUCCCUCAGAAAUCUAUCUCUUCAAUAUUGUUAAUUCUGUUGUACACAAUGUCUUGUUUUUUAAAAACGUACUAAUUUAUAUUCACCACCUAACUAUUUAUUUAUUUGCUAAAGAACAAAGGUUCUAUAAAAAGUGUUUUUUCUUUUUUAUUACCUUUCAGCUCAUAGUUUUGCACAGUAACAUUUCACACACAGAUGGAUCACUGAAGGAGAUUUGGUUCAUCACUGUUCUGAUCGAUGCUUGGUUGACUUUAAGAUGGUCGAAUGCAGUGGUGAUGAAUUAUCAUACUGCACAGAAAAGGGAGAAUACACUCUUAUGCUUGUUUAUUUAUUGUGAGAAAAAAAUAUUUGCUCUGUGAGAUGUAUAAAAUAUAGAUGUUAAUUCUUAUAUUAUUGCUGUAUUGUUUUGGCUUAGAUAUAUACGUGACUCUGCACUUGGAAAGCCUCUGGUCUGCCAACCAGUAGGCUGUGUCACACUUUUUCUAGAUCAAACUUUCAGCUUAUUGUAAGGAUGGUUAUUUUUUGAUAUUACAACCUUUCAUGAAUAAAAUAGAGUAUACUUUUAGGACUGCAUGGUAUGCACCAAAAAAUAGCACUGUAUAAUGCAAUGCAUUUGUAGUCUUUGACAAUUUCCACUCAUUAGCCAAGUGAGGGGCCAGCAUGUGCUUUCUCUGAGACUUAAAAAAAAACAGUCACCACCACUUUUUAAACUGCAGAUCAUGCAGCAUUGUUGGGCUCAAUAACACACUUGAAGAGGGGUGCUGUCCACACCCUUUCAUACACAUAAGUUAAACGAAGCCCAAGCAUGGCGGGUGAUCAAUAGAAGGGAUUUCAUUAACUGUUUUCAGAUCAGCCAGUCUGAGCAACACAAAUGGGACCUUUCAGCUAUUGAAUUGUUUCUAAAUCUGUGUCUGAAGGUUAUUUGCAUGUUUUAUGCUACUAGUGUAUUCUCCCCUAUUAAAUGGAAGGUGAAAGACCUUACAUGUGCCACCCACUACCUCUUUUGAAACCAGAGGUCACAUAACAUCAUUGGGACAUAUUUGCUUGUUGCAGGUUUUUGCAAUAAUUUAUAUUUGCAAGGUUAAUAUUGCAUCAAAAUAAUUUACAAAUGAAAUAUUGUGCAGCCCUAAUAGCCAUGUAGUCAUUUAAUAACUUUUUACAGAAUAAAAAAAUAUAAGAGAAUAUGAACAUGUUGUAGUCUUGACAGAGCAAACAUUUUCCCUCACCACUGUUGUUACUAAUGUAUAGAUGUAGACAUUUAUUUUUGUUAUUAUUUUGCAAUGUACAUAUUAGUUUGCAGUUCUUUGCACAUUUGAAAAUCUUAACAGAUCAAAUAAAGUCUGAGAAGGUUGUUGUUUACCCAGAUAUGUACCAAAUGACAGUGCAGGAUUGGACGAUUAUGUGUUGUGAAUGUUGAAUGUACUUCUGGGAUUUCAUGAGCAAAUAUAUUCACAAGUUGCAUUGAUUAAAGGGACAAAAUGUUUCUUUUUCUCUCUUUUCUUUUAAAUUGUGGCUUGAUUCAUUGCAGCGCUUCCUGUUGCAUGUUCUUAUUUAGCAUCACUUCACUUACCAACCCAGUUCAGGUGUGCAUUUUAGAGGUAUGAUGAUACUGGUUAGAUUUAUUUUUUUAAUAUCAGGGACUUUAUUUUGCAAACUAAUUUAAAUAGAAUUAUCACUCAAUGUGUGCACUAUUUAAUUUUCUGUUUGUUUCUAAGUUACUAAAAUGCAUUUUUCAUGCUGCGUUCAAAACCAAACCACUAUUCCCUCUCUCAUAAGACUCCUUUUACUGAUCAUGUACUUUUGUUUUCCUAAGACACUUAGCUAAACCCAGGCAUCAACACUGUACACUAUUUGUCAGAUUGGCUUCAUUUUCAUACUUAUUUUGUAAAUAUUUCAUGUUGUACGGAGCUUGAAUUAAAAUGUAAAUAUGUCUCCUGUAUUUGUAAUACUUAUAAUCCAUUCGCUGUAUAGCCUAGAUGUGUAAUGCAGAUAUCUUAAUUCUGUGUAUGGUAAUCUUGCACCAUUGAUCUGUUUAGUGAAUGAGGUAACAAUAAAGUCCAUCCAGUGCAUUAGCAAAAUA